AUGCCGGAAGAAGCAAAAGUAAAAGCUAUAAAGGAUUUUCUUCAACCAAAAAACCUCAAAACGCUUCGUGGAUUUUUGGGCCUAGCUGGUUUCUAUAGAAAAUUUAUGAAGGAUUCCGCGAAGACAGCUGCUUCUUUAUUUAAAUUAUUAAAAAAUAAGGAGACAUUUAAGUGGGAAAUUGGUCAACAACAUGCCUUCGAUACAUUAAAGAAGAGUCUAAUUACCGCUCCAG
Messenger RNA from Paraglomus brasilianum, 232 nucleotides. Lineage: Eukaryota; Fungi; Glomeromycota; Glomeromycetes; Paraglomerales; Paraglomeraceae. The record is from the annotation of a GenBank genome assembly.